Molecule: messenger RNA, 2988 nt
Organism: Phoenix dactylifera (date palm)
Lineage: Eukaryota; Viridiplantae; Streptophyta; Magnoliopsida; Arecales; Arecaceae
Product: transcription initiation factor TFIID subunit 8
Cellular component (GO): transcription factor TFIID complex
Molecular function (GO): protein heterodimerization activity
Source: RefSeq, a predicted model, not a curated record
CUUCCCGUCUAUAAAUUAUUUCCCCCCUCCUCUUUCUUUCUUCGAUCUCCUCUCUCCUUCUUUCUCUCUCCGCUAGGGUUUUUUGGAAAUUUUCAAACUUUCCCCUCCAAAACCCCUAACGGACGACCAAACCCUAGAUUUUCCUUCUAUUUCUCGAUCUCUCUGCCACGAACCCUAGAUUCUCCCCCCCAUCUUCCAGGGCUCAAUUGAGCUCCAAGGCUUCGGUCCUCUUCGAUUUCCAGCCGCCGAUAUGCAUGGCGGAACCGAUUUGUCGCCGCGCUAACCAACGAUCGGGCGUGCUUUUGAGGUCUGAGAUCGCUGUUGAAGCUGGUGAAGGUCUGGAUUCGGGACCGAUGAUAGAUUAGUUGAAUAUGAGCGAUGGAGGCAGGGAGAGUGGAACGGACAACCAGACCAGCUCGAAGAAGAGUAAGGUAUCCGGAGGUGAUGAGUUUGGCCGUGCCAUUGCCAAGAUCGCCGUGACUCAGAUUUGCGGGUCGACUGGGUUCCACAGCUCCCAUCACUCUGCACUCGAUGCUCUCACAGAUGUGGCGAUCCGGUACAUAUCUGAUCUAGGCAAAGCUGCAAACUUUUAUGCUAAUUUGUCUGGGAGGACGAGUAGCAAUGUGUUUGAUGUCAUUCAGGGGCUGGAGGAUUUGGGUUUGCCGCAAGGGUUUUCUGGUGCAUCUGACGUAUACCGUUGCCUGGCAAGUUCAGGUGUUGUUCAAGAGAUCUGCCAGUUUGUGAGCACGUCGGUGGAGGUACCAUUUUCUCGGCCUGUUCCCAGAUUCCCAAUUGCUCGGACCCCCAAGCAAAUUCCUAGCUUUGCUCAUGUUGGGGAGGCUCCCGCAGGGAACCAUAUACCUGAUUGGCUGCCGGCAUUCCCUGAUCCACAUACUUAUAUCCGCACACCAGUUUGGAACGAGAGGGCUACAGAUCCCCGGGCAGAUAAAAUUGAACAAGCAAGGCAGCGGCGGAAGGCUGAGAGGUCUUUGCUAAGCUUACAGCAGCGGCUUGCUUGUAAUGCUACAGCUGGGUUUAUGCCUGCCAUUGCUGGUGAUGCUGGGAAGGGGAAGCAGAUUGUUACUAACAACCCUUUCCUCACCCCACCCUUGCCACAUGGGGAGAAAGAAGUAUCUGAAAUUGUUAUGCCGAAUGAGGAUGCUGAUGAGAAGAAGUUGUCAGUGCUCGAGACUUUUGCACCUGCCAUCGAGGCAGCAAAGAGAGAGUCUUUUCCUUCGUUGAUUAGCGAGGAAAGGGUUCUUCCCAGUGAAAGGCCCCAUUUCAAGUUUGGAAUUCACAAAAAAUCCAUAGUGGUGCCAUUGUCCUCGGAAACUCGGAAUGCUAAAAUGGAUUCCUGGUUCCUGAGGGAUGAUGAGAAGGAUGACAAGAAGCGGAGAGCAGAGAUGAUACUUAAAGGAGCUAUGGAAAACCCGCAGGAACUUGCUCAGUUGUAAAGUUACAUUGCAGAUGGGUUUUGCUGAUGUGGAGUUCUGUCACUUUGGCAUGGUGUAUCAAGAUGGGAGGAACUACGAUCUUAGGCUUCUGAUGGUUGGAUCCAUAUGAGAAACUUGAGGUCGCCUCUAUCUGAUACACCAUUGUUCAACUUGCGAAAAGCUCUUCCUCCUUAUAUGGGCUGAUUGGGAUUGAAGCUUCUCUAGCCAAAGUCAGAGAUCAAUAAAUAUGGCUUGAAUGUCUCAACAAGUUUCCCCUUUGGUAAGGACCACCAUAACAGAGCAGUAAUAUGGCAGCUGGAAUUAAUCUUUUCAAAUAUGCCAAGCAAGUUUAGAUAUGUCCCAACAAUGAAAAAGCCCCAGAUUGACCAGCUGUCAGGAUAAAUCACAUAAAAAGCUGCUUCCCUGCAUAAUUGUAACCAUGUAGCUUCGCCCACGUAUUUGUGGUUAAUUCUAUGGAUUCAUUACCAUAGUUCUGUUUAACAUCAAUCCUCCACCUUUUUCCAUCUGGAUUUGGGACCAGACCAGCAGCCGCAGCAUUUGCAGGAAUAUCUUAAGAGCAGAUGUUGGGAUGAUGGUGUCUGCAAGUGGGACCGUCUGUUCCAUGAUGGAUUGCAGAGAGCUGUUCCUCAUGUUGCAGGAGGUCUUUGGUGGAGGCUGACAGAACGGAUGCAGGAUCAUAGCCUCGGAGAUGUAAAAUGGCGUGGUCAAUUAAAGGAGCCUGGCACUUUAUGGCAAGACAAUAACGUCUUGGUAGGCUCAUGACUUAUCAUUAUGCAUCCAAUGUUGAAUCGUGGGCAAAUGCAUUCCAGUCAUUCAGGUUUUAAGGUCAUGGGCUGCAACCUGAUUCAAAUAUUUUUGGUUAUUACUGCAUGGACAUGAUUGAUUUAGUGGUGCAGUGAAUGGCUAUAAGGAAUUAGGAUGGAGUUAGUGCACUUGAUGAUGUGUUCGAGUGUUCUAGGUUUUUGGCACUAUUUUUUAACAUCUUAUCUGCACCAUUAUUUGUGGGACACGUGUACAUCAGACUGCUAACCUGAGUCAUUAGUGCUAAUGAGGAUUAUAGAAGUUUAACAUGUUUGCUUGUUCAUGUGGGGGAUAAGAAUGUCUGCUAUUUUUGGUUAUACAAGCAUGACGAUUGAAGGAGCCCUGCUGGAUAUAACAGUGGUUUAAUCUCUACUUUUUUUGCUGGCUUACUGUUUGGACACCAGAAAGCAUCUGCAAUUGGUUGUGUAUGCACUGUAAGAGGUUCUCCUUGCAACGUACAUCAAUGAUCAAGUUUUUGCAGUUCCAAGUGUAAAUCCAGCUUUACUGCGUUUCCAUCGUCCUGGUUAUGGUAUUAAUAUUCAGGAUACCAGUACAAUUGAAUUGUGGAGUUGAGUUAAUGGGAAUCUUUUCAUUAUGAAGCGGGUUAAUGUUUUGGCAGCGCUAUGCCUCUUCUGCUUUGUCAGUAACCUUGGAUCUUGAUGGUGGUCAUAAGGGUGGUGUGACAUUAUAUCUUAUAAACGUUAUAUAAAAAUAUGGCUUCUUCUUUAGUUAA